Messenger RNA from Mesocricetus auratus (golden hamster), 7675 nucleotides. It is a transcript of the gene Scube1, whose product is annotated as signal peptide, CUB domain and EGF like domain containing 1. Gene Ontology annotation, cellular component: cell surface. The record is from RefSeq and is a predicted model, not a curated record. Gene Ontology annotation, biological process: signal transduction. The transcript is spliced from 23 exons. The coding region runs from base 85 to 3141 and encodes 1018 amino acids. NCBI's taxonomy places the organism in Eukaryota, Metazoa, Chordata, Mammalia, Rodentia, Cricetidae. Gene Ontology annotation, molecular function: calcium ion binding.
GCUGCAGACAGGAGCGCUCGCUGAGCGGCCGCUCGGUGCGUCCCGUGCCCCGCACGCCGGCACCCGGCGCGGCUCGCUGCUAGCAUGGGCGCGGCGGCCGUGCGUUGGCACUUGUGCGUGCUGCUCGCCCUGGGAGCGCACGGGCGGAUGGUGGGGGGCAGCGGGCUCCCAGGAGCCGUGGACGUGGAUGAGUGCUCGGAGGGCACAGAUGACUGUCACAUAGAUGCCAUCUGCCAGAACACACCCAAGUCUUACAAAUGUCUCUGCAAGCCAGGCUACAAGGGGGAAGGGAGGCAGUGUGAAGACAUCGACGAGUGUGAGAAUGACUACUACAACGGGGGCUGCGUCCAUGACUGCAUUAACAUCCCUGGGAACUACAGGUGCACCUGUUUUGAUGGCUUCAUGCUGGCUCACGAUGGACACAACUGCCUGGAUGUGGAUGAGUGUCAAGACAACAAUGGUGGCUGCCAGCAGAUCUGUGUCAAUGCCAUGGGCAGCUAUGAGUGUCAGUGCCACAGUGGCUUUUUUCUCAGUGACAACCAACACACCUGCAUACACCGCUCCAAUGAGGGGAUGAACUGCAUGAACAAAGACCAUGGCUGUGCCCACAUCUGCCGGGAGACGCCCAAAGGUGGGGUAGCCUGUGACUGCAGGCCCGGCUUUGACCUUGCCCAAAACCAGAAGGACUGCACACUAACCUGUAACUAUGGAAAUGGAGGCUGUCAGCACAGCUGUGAGGACACAGACACAGGCCCCAUGUGUGGCUGCCACCAGAAGUACGCCCUACACUCGGAUGGUCGGACGUGCAUUGAGAAGGAUGAGGCUGCAAUUGAGCGCUCUCAGUUCAAUGCCACGUCAGUAGCUGAUGUGGACAAGCGGGUGAAACGGCGGCUCCUCAUGGAGACAUGUGCAGUGAACAAUGGAGGCUGUGACCGGACAUGCAAAGACACGGCCACUGGUGUGCGGUGCAGCUGCCCAGUUGGAUUCACGCUGCAGCCGGAUGGAAAGACAUGCAAAGACAUCAACGAGUGCUUGAUGAACAACGGAGGCUGCGACCACUUCUGCCGAAACACGGUGGGCAGCUUUGAAUGCGGCUGCCAAAAGGGCCACAAGCUACUGACGGAUGAGCGGACAUGCCAAGACAUCGACGAGUGUUCCUUUGAGAGGACCUGCGACCACAUUUGCAUCAAUUCCCCUGGCAGCUUCCAGUGCCUGUGUCACCGCGGCUAUAUACUCUACGGGACAACCCACUGCGGAGACAUGGACGAGUGCAGCGUGAACAAGGGCAGCUGUGAGCAGGGCUGUGUCAACACCAAGGGCAGCUACGAGUGUGUCUGCCCACCCGGAAGGAGGCUGCACUGGAAUCGGAAGGACUGUGUGGAGAUGAGCGGGUGCCUGUCUCGGUCCAAGGCCUCUGCCCAGGCUCAGCUGUCCUGUGGCAAGGUGGGUGGAGUGGAGAACUGCUUCCUGUCCUGCCUGGGCCACAGUCUCUUCAUGCCAGACUCAGAAAGCAGCUACGUCCUAAGCUGUGGUGUUCCAGGUCUCCAGGGCAAGACUCCACCGAAACGCAAUGGCACCAGCUCGGGUGCAGGGCCCAGCUGCUCAGAUGCCCCCACCACCCCCAUCAGGCAGAAGGCCCGCUUCAAGAUCAGAGAUGCCAAGUGCCAUCUCCGGCCCCGCAGCCAGGAGCGAGCAAAGGACACCCUGAGGCACCCCCUUCUGGAUAACUGCCACGUGACUUUUGUGACCCUCAAGUGUGACUCCUCCAAGAAGAGACGCCGAGGCCGCAAGUCCCCAUCCAAGGAGGUGUCCCAUAUCACAGCAGAGUUUGAAGUGGAGAUGAAGAUGGAUGAGGCCUCAGACACCUGUGAAGCAGACUGCACACGGAAGCGUGCCGAGCAGAGCCUGCAGGCGGCCAUCAAGACCCUGCGGAAGUCCAUCAGCCGGCACCAGUUCUACGUCCAGGUCUCGGGCACUGAGUAUGAAGUGGCCCAGCGGCCAGCCAAGACACUGGAGGGGACAGGGAAAUGUGGCGUAGGCCAAAUACUACAGGAUGGCAAGUGUGUGUCCUGUGCGCCUGGCACCUACUUCAAUGGCGAGCUGGGCCAGUGUGCGCCGUGUGUGUCAGGAACCUACCAGGACAUGGAGGGCCAGCUCAGCUGCACGCCAUGCCCCAGCAGUGAAGGGCUGGGUCUGGCUGGUGCCCGCAAUGUAUCUGAAUGUGGAGGCCAGUGCUCUCCAGGCUACUACUCGGUGGAUGGUUUCAAGCCUUGCCAGGCCUGCCCUGUGGGGACAUACCAGCCUGAGCCGGGACGUACCGGCUGCUUCCCCUGUGGAGGUGGGCUGCUCACCAAGAACACCGGGGCUGCCUCUUUCCAGGACUGUGAGGCCAAAGUGCACUGCUCUCCUGGCCACCACUACAACACCACCACCCACCGGUGCAUCCGCUGUCCUGUGGGCACCUAUCAACCUGAAUUUGGCCAGAACCACUGCAUCACCUGUCCGGGCAACACCAGCACCGAUUUUGAUGGGUCCACCAAUGUCACACACUGCAAAAACCAGCACUGUGGUGGCGAGCUCGGUGACUACACAGGCUAUAUCGAGUCACCCAACUACCCUGGAGACUACCCAGCCAAUGCCGAGUGUGUGUGGCACAUCGCGCCUCCCCCCAAGCGCAGGAUCCUCAUUGUGGUCCCCGAGAUCUUCCUACCCAUCGAGGACGAAUGUGGUGAUGUCCUGGUCAUGAGGAAGAGUGCCUCACCCACGUCAGUCACCACCUAUGAGACCUGCCAGACCUACGAGCGGCCCAUCGCCUUUACCUCCCGCUCCCGAAAACUCUGGAUCCAGUUCAAGUCCAACGAAGCCAACAGUGGCAAAGGGUUUCAAGUGCCCUACGUCACCUAUGACGAGGACUACCAGCAGCUAAUAGAAGACAUCGUGCGCGAUGGGCGCUUGUAUGCCUCGGAGAACCAUCAGGAGAUUUUGAAAGACAAGAAGCUGAUCAAGGCCCUCUUCGACGUGUUGGCACACCCACAAAACUACUUCAAAUACACAGCUCAGGAGUCCAAGGAGAUGUUCCCUCGGUCCUUUAUCAAACUGCUACGUUCCAAAGUGUCCCGAUUCCUACGGCCCUACAAAUAGCCAGCCAGCUGUCCUGCUUGGGGAUAGUGGGAACCAGCGGGGAGGGGAGUGUGCCUUCCCUCUAUAGCAGGAGCUGAAAGGGGGCCCCAUGGGCCUCCAGGUUGCCUUGGGAAAGCCAUGACACCUGCCUGUGGCAAAGCCAUCCAGCCUGUACUAAUUGGUGGAAGGCCUAAACCCAGCCCAGACCCCUUGGGUGGGUCUGCCACUCCUGUGUGGAAACACUGCUUUAGAACGCCUUCCCCCACCCUUUGCCUCGAUUUCCCGGGACACCCAGAGCAUUCUCUCCUGAACCAGCCCAGCGGGCCUACCUGGGCCAGGACACGCUGUACCCACCAUGUGGGGAACAGGACUACUGUGUCCUUGGCCUGAUGUGUUGGGAGAGAAGAGUGUGGCCAACUCCCUGCAGGCUCUGGAAAGCCUGGGCCAUUGUCACCCACACAGGGCCAAGCCAGGCCAGGAGGGGCGUGUGGAGGUGCCAUCUGAGGGGGGUUGAUAAGCUCAUGCCAGCGUCUGUGGGACCACCACACCCUGCCAACUCCUCCAGCCACGGGCACAGGACACCAAGCCAGAUCAUGGGGCUCAAGAGACUCUCUGAGAGAUAGAAAGGUCCUCCAGGAGAGGAAUCCAUGAGCUUGCGCUUCGCCUUAAUAGAACACCUAAUGAGGUUCUAUAUAUAUUAUAUAAAUAUUAAAUAUAUAUAUACUUCUCCGCGUGGGCAGGUGCUUUAGAAGGGUUCUCUUCAGCAGCUGUAAUGUCAACCACUGUUGCUGGCCUCCCCCAGCGAUUGAAUGGCACCUCCCACCACAUGCCACGUCUGUGUGGGGGUGGUCAAGUGUCCACUCCCCCUGGCCUGGGGAGGAGAACACAGACAUCCUUGAACAUGCUGUGGAAUGUGGCCUUAGUGGUGACGCACUGACUGGCGGUGGGGGAGGCUUUACAACCAACAUCACUGCCCUCAACAGAACACAGUGGAAAGCAGUCGCCGCCUCCCUUCCAUUGGGUACUGACUCUGCCCUGUGCCUGCAAGUCACCAGAAACAAGGCCUUCCUCAGGGAUUUGCAGGCUGUGCUCAGAGAGCAGGCCCCCACUCUCUACUACAACAGCAGGAGAAAGCAAGGCCCAGAGAGAGGAGGCCUCCCUGAUGCUUCUCAAGUCUCUUAAAGAGAGGAGCCCCUGUGUGGCUGGGCUGAAAGGCAUCCCACUGGUUGGGAAGCCACCCCCUCAGGCAGAGACCCUGCCCAGGCCUCAGACUGCUCGCUGCCAGCUACACAUAGACACUGGUCUGUAUUUUUCAAAUUAACAGAUGUUAUAACAUGGAGGAACAUGGGGGAAUCUCAAAAUGAACUCCAAGGUUUCCUGGUGCCUGUCCUACCCUGAUCACAUAAGUGAGCUGUUUCGGAAAACACAUGUGGCUCAUUGAAGAUUGGAGGUGUGUGGGCAGGGGAGCCAGACCUGGAGAACCACAGCUCAAUGACAAGACACAACAAACGCAUCUGAACUCCCUUGGAACUCAGGGACGAGGUACUGUCACCACACGGGUCGACAAAGCAGAAGAGAUCACCAGCGGCCAUCACUCUCUUGUGGAGAGCGGCAGAUGGACGGACUUUGUGCACUUGGUGGUAGGUCAGGGUUGGGGCCUACUGCCUUUCUGCAGUUCACAACCCCUGCAGCCCAGCUGUACCAGGGAGAAGCUUCCUGUCUUUCUGUUGGGUCACUGGUCAUCCCCAGAGGGACCAACAUCCCCCGGAAUGAACCCAGCAACACUCACCCUCUCCAGGAAAAGGAAGCAAACAAGGACACACAUGGAGGCUCACUAGGAGGGAAUUAUGGAAAACAGCUCAGAGAAUGAUGGCACCCAAGAAGUUCUUCAAGCUGUCAUCUGCAAACUGGAGAGGCAGGACAGCUGGCAGUGUUCAUACCAGAGAUGCCGGGAACUGGUGUCUGAGCCAGGAGCACUGUGUUGGUUGGCUGUCCGAUAAAUUUGCCCUCCCUCCACUGAAAGAUGCCCCCAACUUAGGUGAGGAGGGGGCUUUUCUUAAGCUCCUGAUUCAUACACUAAUCUUUUCCAGGGUACCACCAUCAUUGCCCUGACAUGCCGUAAGAAACAUUUGGGGGCUCAGCCCUGCCCAGUUAAGUUGACAUAUCAAAUUAACCAAACCACUUAAGGGCUUCAGGUUUAGUUUUUAACCUUCUCAAAAACCAGAAAACAGAGUUCUCAGGUUCUCCUAAGGCCUGCCUAUAACUCUUGAGUGAAUUUUGGCAGUUGCCACCUCUAUGUCCAUCAAUACACCCAAAUAUCUCCUCUCUCCAGAGUGCCCCCCCCACUGUGGCCAUAUGUCCAGUGUCCCCUGAGUUGGAACACGUACAGUGCAGGCCAGGUCCCUCAUUCUCAUGAUCAAGCCCUUUUGUAGCUCUCAUUCUCCCCUAAAAAAAAUUGGCCCCCAAAGCCCUGGCACCUGGCAAAGGCGGAGAGGACUUGUAUGUCUCCAGCUUCAUUUGUGCUUGGUCUUGCUCCUGGUAGAGCUUCACAGCUGGGGCAACCUGGUGACCUCUAUGGAGGUGUGUGAAAAACCAAGUUGUCCCUGGGUUCCAGGAGAUGGCCACCAUGUGAGACCUGGAAUUGAGGGCACCCCAGUAGGACAACCCAAAAGCCUUCCUGGCUUAUAUUCCUGGUACCUCCCAGCACUUAGCUUGGCAGUACCCAAGGAAGGAAAGCAAUCUGCCCUGAGGGUCACUGGUCAGCCCAGCCCUCCACUCGUGGGCAACAACAGUGGGGUAUGUCCUCUCCCACUCAGAAAAGGCAUUUUAGUUGUCCCAGUCAUUUGUAUUGGUUACAGAGCCUCGGGGCUGUGGCUACAACACCCUUCUCUCCCUGGCUCCUUCCCUAACUCUCAUGCAGCACAAUCAGGGGGCACCUGUGGUCCCCAAUGGCAUCACACUGGCUACUGGUGGUGACUACUUUCCCAGAUUUUGGUUCCCUCAGGGCAGUCUUUCCUAGCUCCUUCCUGAAUGGUCGGUUGAAUGGUCACAGAUACUCAGGGGCCAGCCCAAGAUGGAGACCUUUCCCCUCCUGACAUUUUUUAGUUUGGACACACAGAUGACAUAGAACCAAAAUACAAGCCCCAAAUCCUGGUUCAAGAGCUUUACUAGGGAGCCUGCUCACCCACCUCUGCCUUCUAAAACAGGAGGCCCUGACUGGUCGGGCUUGGGAUGGACCCUAAAUAUGGAAGCUGAAUGUCUUCCACAGCCACCCCCCAUUCCACCCCUCAGCACAAAAGCAAGGACCUAAAAUGAGUUGGGUCAUUCAGCAAACAUUUACUGGGUACCUACUGUGUGCCAGACUUCUAGAAGGACUGACUGGGGAACAAUAUGAACACAAACAAGCACCUAUCAGGACAGCAGCCCUGCCCCAUGCCUGCUCAGCUGCUCCACUGCCUGGAGGCCAGGAGGACCAGUGCUUUCUUCUUGCCCUGGGACUAGCCUGGAAAGUGGGACUGGCCUGGCAAGUGCUGUACAGCUUUGCUUCACCAAAGAUGCAGAGUGGUAGCUCAACCCUCCCGCUCAAGCAGGCAGCACCCAGCUGAUGCCACUCAGACUGAGAGCGAAAACGACUGUCAAACACAGAAGCAUCACAGAUAGCUCCUCUCCAGGGCACAGCAGCACUGAGUGGGCUUCACCCUACUCGACCUGUCAGAACCUCUGUCAAGGUACCGGGUUUGGGGGAGGGGGGGCUCUUCGGGGCCUGGGCAAUGUGGCAUAGCCUGUGCUCUCCCCCAACACCCAGUUUAGACAGCUCCCAACAUGGGUCUUUUGCUGGCUGCGGUCUCCCUAGCCUGCACCCAGCCAUGCCACACAAAGUCCUGGAUGGAAGCUCUGAAAUCUGCACUCCUGUGACUCACCAGGAAGCCACCGAGGCCAGGCAAAUUCACAGCCCUUUAGUCUCGAGCCAGCUGGACCCUCUCUGCCCAGGGCCCCCAUCCCUGUACCGAGAGAGACCAAGUAAAGUCCCCUAAAUGAAGAGUGAGGCGCUAGGAGAGUUAAUGACUCUGGUGACAUCCCUUCCCUCUGUACACACACUCAGAGAAAGGACGGACUUGGCUUCUCUUGGGUAGCAGUCAGUCUCCUCGACAUCCAAACAUGAACUCUCACUGCCACCUACAAUGCUUGCAUUGACCCAGAGGCCCUGGGCCUGCACACGAAAGAGGCCCGGUGCAUGUCAGCACAAACGAGGAAGCAACCAGGCUCUCAAAUAGAUCUGUCAGAAACCACAGGCUUUGCCGAGGUCAGAGACAUGUGCACCCAGAAGCCAUCCACACUGCUCUAGAGAAUGCACUCUAUGACCCAGCCUUUGCCCUGGCCUCCAAACAUAGGCACUGGGUGGCAGUCCUAGGACACACUGACCAGUAUCCAUGUAACCACAUUUGCCUUCCAGCUGCCUCAGAUAUUCCAAGCUUUUCUCUACCAUGUUCCCCCCUAUGCAUGUAAUUAAACACUUGUGGGAAUCACUUUAAUAAUAAACAGGAAAUGAGCCUAA